Molecule: messenger RNA, 1089 nt
Organism: Funneliformis mosseae
Lineage: Eukaryota; Fungi; Glomeromycota; Glomeromycetes; Glomerales; Glomeraceae
Source: the annotation of a GenBank genome assembly
AUGUCUGCUACUACAGUUAACCAACCUCGUUCUCAAAUUUUUACUUGUUUGGCUUGUCAAGUUGCGUUCAAUACGGCUGAAGCUCAAAGAACUCACUAUGGAACUGAUUGGCACCGCUACAAUUUGAAAAGAAAAGUUGCCGACUUACCGUCUGUUACAUCCGAAGUUUUUGCUCAAAAGGUUUUGGCCCAACAAGCGCAAAGUAAAGAUGCCGACAGAAAAGCUAGCUUUUCCGCGGAAUGCACCGCUUGCAACAAAAUUUAUUAUUCCGAGAAUGCUUACGCAAAUCAUUUACAAUCUAAUAAACAUAAAGCUGCUGAGGCAAAAGUUGUCCUGGAAGGAACAAAUCCGAAAAAAAAUAUAAUUAUUCAUUCAAAACCUAGUGCCGAAGGAACGCUGCAAAUACAGAAUGAAAGUGAUAUUAAUUCAAUUAUUGACAAAAAGAUUGAAGUUGCAAUAGCAUUAGAGGAGGGGGACUGCCUGUUUUGCACACAAAGAUUCGAAUCAUUUGAUGAAAAUGUACAACAUAUGACAAAAAUUCAUAGUUUUUUCAUACCGGAAAUAGAGUACUUAAUUGAUAUUCACGGAUUAAUUAAAUACUUGGGUGAAAAAAUUUCUGUUGGAAAUGUUUGUUUAUACUGUAAUGGACGAGGAAAAGGAAUGAAAAGUCUUGAAGCUGUUAGGCGUCACAUGAUCGAUAAAGGUCAUUGUAAGAUAGCUUAUGAAACUGAUGAAGAUAUUAUGGAACUUGUCGAUUUUUAUGAUUUUACUACUAAAGAUAUGGAAUUAGUAUUGCCAUGUGGUAAAAGACUUGGUCAUCGAUCUUUGCAGAAGUAUUACAGACAAAACUUGCGUCCUAUUGAGGAACGAGAUGCUUCAAUUAUAAAUCGUCUUAUCACUGAAUAUAGUGGUAAUUCAGAAUAUACGAGACAAUCUGGGAGACUUUUGAUCACUAGAGAUAAUGUAUAUAAAAAUUAUCAACCUCGUUAUGUCUCCUUACGUGAGAAACAAUAUCAACAAGUUUAUGAUACGCGUAUUGGUAUGAAAGCCAAUAAAUUACAACGCCAUUUUAGAGCACAAAUUUUGUAA